ACCGAGUUUGUGAGGUGCUGUAGAUUGUUGCCACUGUAGUUUGGAGUCGCCAAGACUCAGAACUGUUAAUACCCUCAUACACACACCGGACUGAAACAUUUUUUUGUGGGGUUAACAUUUCCAUUCCAACACUUUAUGUAAACUUGUGUAUUUACUGUCUCCUAUUUGGUUUUGAGACAAAAACAAGAUGGAACUUAACUCGCUUCUAAUUCUGCUGGAGGCUGCAGAGUACUUGGAAAGAAGAGACAGAGAGGCAGAACACGGAUAUGCCUCGGUUUUACCGUACAGUAGCGACUACUCCGGGAAGAAGACAAAAAGCUCAACAAUAAGCAGAAAAAGUCCGAACAAUAGAUCGUCACACAAUGAGCUGGAGAAACACAGGCGUGCCAAACUCCGGCUGUACUUGGAGCAGUUGAAGAAGUUGGUGCCUUUGGGUCCAGACAGCACCAGACACACCACACUGAGCUUGCUGAAAAGGGCAAAGAUGCACAUCAAGAAGCUGGAAGAGCAGGACAGGAAGGCUUUAAACAUGAAGGAGCAGCUGCAGAGAGAGCAUCGCUACCUCAAACGCCGCCUCGAGCAACUCUCGGUCUCUGGUUCUGUGGAGCGCAUUCGCACUGACAGCAUGGGCUCCACCAUCUCCACCGACUCUGAGCAAGAGGUGGACAUUGAGGGUAUGGAGUUCACCCCUGUCGAGGUCGACAGCGUGGGGAGCCUCAGUGACCCCGAGGAAGAGGAGGACCACUACAGCCUCCAGAGCAGCUCCAGCGACACCAGCUACACGGCACCACAUUCCCACAGACUGCAGCCACACCACUGUUAGACUCCUGUGACCAGACGAUACAGCUUCUUCGACCCGCCCUCACCUCCAGACCACCACUACGACCCACAUCAGAGCAGUCCACAAAGGCGGUACCCGAUGAACGCCACGCAGCUCUCCCUCCCUGACCCUACUUCACCCUCACCUGUCAUGUCCCAAACAACCAAAAGUCCAAAUAAUUUACCAACCAACCAACCUACAUAGCAGCCAGCCAGCCAGCCAGCCAAUCAAUGAGUACAAACAGCCAACCAACUGACCAAGCAACCAAUCCCAAAAAAAUAACAAAGAUCAACAACAAGUCAAGCAAGCACCCACUCAACCAACCGGCCCUUUAGCCCGCGUCACUGCAGGCUCACAGCAGUGGGGGACUUCUGUGGUGAGAUGGAUAGCUUUAACUUGUUCAUCAGGAUUUGGGAGUCAGUGUGUAUGUGCGUGUAUGUGUGUGUGCGCGCGUCAGACAAUAACGCAACAAAAAAGCUCCGUGUCAUUUCCACAUGGCAAUAACACACAGACAAAGGCCUUCAUGUAUGCAAACCACCUCCGCAGGUUAUUCCGCAGUAUGUACACAACUAGGACCUCAUUAGCCUGCCACACAAUACAAGCAAUAGUCAAGAUACUUGUGGGUGAGGAAAAGAUCAAUAGUUUUCCCACGCCAGAAUCAGGAAACAUUUUUGUCCUACCACCAGAUUGGGGAAGGAGAACCAGUUGGCCCGGUUCUAAUAAUGAAACAACGGAAAAUGCGGUGCACCGGCACCGCAAGUUUCCAUGAAAUAUUGUUUCUUUUGUAUACUGCCUAUUCGUCAUAGUAGCUAAAGCUGUGUUCUAAAUAACAGUAGCAUGUUAAAAAAAAAAAGUACGUUCAAAAAGAACUGCCGCAGAGAAAAUGAGCAAUUUGAUUAUUUAUUGUCCCCACGCCCCCUUCUUUUUCUUUUUUGUUUUGCCUCACCACUAUUCCACACUACUGACCACUACACUAUAACACCCUAUGGUGUGGAUGGACUACUAUGGCCUUUUCGCGACUCUAUUUGCUCAGUAGCGAAGCGAUGUAGCAGAGCAUGCAGGAGGAGGGUGCUUCCUCCCGAGUGUUUCAAAAGGUUCCUUCGGGACCGCAAGGCGCCACCGGAGACUUGCGCCUCACAUUUUUUUUUUCUUUUCUUAAUGUCAAACCACCAAAAUGUCAAAAUCGGAAUUCCUCUGCAGCAGCUCUGUGUUGAACAUCCCCUCAAGAUGGCCAACUCCCAUCGUUUUUUUGGUUGUUUUGUUUUCUUCACAGUACUCACAUUUGUAAGAGCAAUCUUUUUCCUAACCUACGUGAAGGUUACAAACGACAGUCACUGUUGACGGACGAGGCGCUUCUGUUGGCCACUUCAGGCAACAUCUUUGUGGAAAAAAAAGGUCCAUUAUGUUAGGCCUUAUUAAAAAAAUAUAUA
This is a messenger RNA of Hippocampus zosterae (dwarf seahorse), 2250 nucleotides long. RefSeq names its product MAX dimerization protein 4 (gene mxd4). The transcript has 6 exons. The coding region runs from base 188 to 823 and encodes 211 amino acids. Gene Ontology annotation, molecular function: protein dimerization activity; RNA polymerase II cis-regulatory region sequence-specific DNA binding; DNA-binding transcription factor activity, RNA polymerase II-specific. The record is from RefSeq and is a predicted model, not a curated record. Gene Ontology annotation, biological process: regulation of transcription by RNA polymerase II. NCBI's taxonomy places the organism in Eukaryota, Metazoa, Chordata, Actinopteri, Syngnathiformes, Syngnathidae.